AGGAUAUUGGGGUAGGAGAGAAAUCCAGGAAUUUAGCAGACUGCUCCAUAAUUUCCUUCAAAAUGCCGGAUUACUGACAACUUCUCUUCUCAAAACUCCUCAGUUCUGGAUAAGGAAUACAAAACAUGAAUGUAAAGUGAAAGGGUUAAUUAUCAUCAAGGAUGUCUGCAAGUGAGUUGUCCUCGAGCUUCGUUCACAUGGGGGACAUUGUGUCCCUGUGUGCAGAGGGCAGUGUCAAUGGAUUCAUCAGCACUUUAGGCUUGGUUGAUGACAGAUGUGUGGUGCAGCCGGAUGCAGGCGACCUCAAUAAUCCACCGAAGAAAUUCAGGGAUUGUUUGUUCAAGUUAUGUCCCACGAACCGAUACUCUGCCCAGAAACAGUUCUGGAAGGCGACCAAGCAGAGCACAACAAAUGCAACAGAUGCGGUCCUACUCAAGAAACUCCAUCAUGCAUCCGAGUUGGAAAAGAAGCAGAAUGACUCGGAGAAUAAGAAGUUGUUGGGGAGCAACAUCCAGUAUGGAAGCGUUGUACAGAUGUUACAUCUCAAAAGCAAUAAAUACCUGACAGUAAACAAGCGUCUCCCCGCCCUGCUGGAGAAGAAUGCCAUGAGAGUGACUCUGGACAGCGCCGGCAAUGAGGGAUCUUGGUUCUAUAUUGUCCCAUUCUACAAGCUCAGGUCGCCAGGAGACAAUGUUGUAAUAGGAGACAAAGUUGUGCUGAACCCAGUAAAUGCUGGCCAGCCCCUUCAUGCCAGCAACUAUGACCUGAUAGACAACUCGGGCUGUAAGGAGGUGAAUGCGGUGAACUGUAACACAAGCUGGAAGAUCACACUGUUUAUGGAUUAUCGAGAAAACCAGGAGGAAGUCUUGAAAGGGGGUGACGUCGUUCGAUUAUUCCACGCUGAACAAGAGAAAUUCCUCACUGGUGACGAGUACAAGAAAAAACAAUAUGUUUUCCUCCGUACUACGGGUAGGACGUCGGCGACUGCGGCAACGAGUUCUAAGGCAUUGUGGGAAAUUGAGGUGGUGCAGCACGAUCCGUGCCGUGGUGGAGCAGGCCAUUGGAACAGUCUGUUCCGGUUCAAACACUUGGCCACUGGACAGUAUUUGGCUGCAGAGGUUGACAACGACCCCUCUUCCGACCAGAUGAGGAACAAACUGCGUGGAACCCAGGGUGCUGCUGUGUACUCUCUCGUCUCUGUGCCCCACGGCCAUGACAUUGCGUCCAUAUUUGAGUUGGACCCGACGACGAUGAUGAGGGGGGAUUGUCUCGUUCCAAGGUCCUCCUUUGUACGGUUGCGCCACCUGUGUACAAACACGUGGGUACACAGCACGUCAAUCCCGAUAGACAAGGACGAAGACAAACCAAUAAUGUGCAAGGUUGGCUGUGCUGCUAUCAAGGAAGACAAGGAAGCCUUUGCUAUCGUGCCGGUUUCUGCUCAAGAGGUCCGGGACCUUGAUUUCGCCAAUGAUGCUAGUAAAGUUUUAGCUUCCAUCGCUGGCAAGCUUGAAAAAAGCUCCAUCACACAGAAUGAGAGGAGGUUUGUGACACAACUUUUGGGGGACCUGAUAUUUUUUGCUUGUUUGAUGGAGAACUCCAAUACUGAUCCGCUCGAACUCACCGACCCUAAACCAGAUCGAGAGAGGCAGAAGCUCCUCCGUGAACAGAACAUUUUGAAACAGGUCUUCAAAAUUCUCCAAGCACCUUUCUCCGAAAGUGGUGACGGGCCGAUGCUUAGAAUGGAAGAGCUCGCCGACCCAAGGCACACUCCCUACCGACAAAUCUGCCGCCUCUGUUACCGAACCCUCAAAAUCUCCCAGUCGAAUUAUCGUAAGAACCAGGAAUACAUCGCCAAACAGUUCCCGUUCAUGCAGAAGCAGAUUGGGUAUGACGUCCUUGCGGAGGACACCAUCACAGCGCUGCUACACAAUAAUCGGAAGCUGCUGGAGAAACACAUCACUGCGUCGGAGAUUGAGACGUUUGUCAAACUUGUGAGGAAGAAUAGAGAGAGCAGGUUUCUGGACUACCUCUCCGAUUUGUGUGUGUCCAAUACCGUGGCCAUCCCGAUCACCCAGGAAUUGAUCUGCAAGGCAGUGCUCAAUGAAAAUAACACAGACAUCCUCUUUGAAACAAGGCUUGUGAAGACCCAAGUUGAAGUCGAGAUGGAAGUUGAGACCCCCGAUGAUGAUCACACAGAGCCCAUUGUGACGAUAGAGGAGGAGGAAGAGGUGGUACUGUUCUGGGACAGUGGGGAGAAGUCUAAAGGUGUCAGGGAGCUGGCUAUGGGAGCCAAUGAGAAGAUCAAGGAGGACUUGUCUAUUUUGGACUACUACAGACACCAGUUGAACCUGUUUGCGCACAUGUGUCUUGACCGGCAGUACCUUGCCAUUAACCAGUUGGGGCCACAGCUGGACAUCGAUCUUAUAUUGAGGUGUAUGUCUGACGAGGGUCUGCCGUGUGACCUUAGGGCCUCCUUCUGCCGCCUGAUGCUGCAUAUGCACGUUGACAGGGAUCCGCAAGAGACUGUUACACCAGUCAAAUACGCCCGGCUGUGGUCGGAAAUCCCACUCCAAAUCUCAAUAGAGGGGUAUGAGAGCAACGUAAGCAAGGACCCCACCAAGGAGGCCGUCAAGGCAAAGUUCUCACAUACCAUCAAGUUUGUGGAGGAAUACCUGUGUAACGUGGUCAGUCAGUCCUGGACGAUAUCGGACAAGGAACAGAAUAAACUCACUUUUGAGGUGGUCCAUCUUGCUCGACAGCUGAUCUACUUUGGCUUCUACACGUUCAGCGACCUGCUCCGUCUUACCCAGACUCUCCUGGGCAUCUUGGACUGUGUCGUGGACAAUGCCCUCACAAUAUCAGGAAACCUCGUGAACAAUGAUGCAUCGAGACGAGGAAGUUUGGCCAAUGAUGAGUUUCUCCGCCGAGAUAUAUACGAUCCGCGUGGAGGAGUGCUGCGCCCUAUUGGUGGGAUGGGCGCCGUGAUGGCCAACAUGCUGCUGGGUUCGAACACCGGCGAGGCGUCGGCGGUGAAGAAACAAGUCAUGCCGACAGAGGUCGCUCAGAGCGCCACGCCCGCGAAAGAGGACGUCUUCGUCAUGGACACUAAACUCAAGAUUAUAGAAAUUCUGCAGUUCAUCCUGAAUGUGCGUCUCGAUUACCGCAUCACUUGUCUGCUGUCGAUCUUUAAGCAAGAGUUCGAUGAGAAUAACGUAGCCAAGGCCGCCGAUGCUCCUCCGGAGAUGGGCUUGGACUUGGAAAGCAUUGGUGCUCAAGCUGAGGACAUCUUUGGAGGAAACAUCGAGAACCGUGAACUUGACCUUGAUGGCCAGGGUGGCCGCAUGUUCUUACGCGUCCUCCUCAACCUGGUCAUGCACAACUACCCACCACUGGUGUCCGGUUCGCUACAGCUCCUGUUUCGUCACUUCAGUCAGCGGCAGGAGGUCCUCCAGGCAUUCAAACAGGUUCAGCUGUUGGUCUCGUCGAGUGAUGUUGAAAACUACAAACAGAUCAAAGCAGAUCUUGAUGACCUCAGGUCUAGGGUUGAGAAGUCUGAACUGUGGGUGUACAAGACUAACCUCGGAGAGGGGGGAAGCAAGAAGAAGAAAAAAGGAGACUCGGGUGAAGAUGGGAAGGGUGAUGGAAAAAAGAAGGACAAAGACAAAGACAAGGAUAAGAAGAAGCCACAGACAUUGGGCAGCAUCGGUGAGCAGGGGUCAGCCAUUGACCUUGACCUUGGACCCUCCAUUGAUCUGAAUGCUGCAAAGAAUUACAAGAUGAUUAAGGAGAUUUUGCUGCGUCUGACCAAACUGUGUGUCCAAGAUAUGACGUCUGGCCGCAAGCCUAGGAAACAUGAGCAACGUCUGCUGAGGAAUAUGGGUGCUCAUGGUGUGGUGCUGGAACUGCUACAGAUACCUUAUGAGAAGUCAACUGACACUCGUAUGCAUGAGGUGAUGAGACUGGCCCACGAGUUCCUGCAGAGUUUCUGCCUGGGUAAUCAUAGUAACCAGAGCUUGCUCCACAAGUCGCUGCAUCUGUUCCUUACACCAGGGGGUCACGGCACGCCUCUUUCUGUACCAAGACAAAGUGAGACAGAUGGCGGAUCAAAGACCCCACUGAUGAAGCAGCCCUCUAUCUGGCUGCUCAAGGGUAUCAGUAGGGGCCUACUUGAAUUAUGUCUUCUCGAAGCUCAGACUGCCCGAGCGAUCUUCCUGGACAAUGUGCAACUUUGCAACGAGGUCACGGAAAAGGUCGUACAGCAUUUUGUCCAUUGUAUCGAGACGCACGGCCGUCAUGUGCAGUAUCUACGAUUCUUACAGACGAUAGUGAAAGCGGAGGGUUCUUUUAUAAGGAAGUGCCAGGAUAUGGUCAUGGCUGAGCUUGUGAAUGUCGGAGAAGAGGUUUUGCUCUUCUACAAUGACAAGGCCUCGUUCCAAAUGCUGAUUGAACUGAUGCAGUCUGAACGUCACCGCAUGGACGAGAGCAGCCCGCUCAUGUACCACAUCAACCUAGUCAAGCUGCUCGCCUGCUGUACGGAGGGGAAGAAUGUCUACACGGAGAUCAAGUGUCAUUCGUUGCUUCCCCUGGAUGACAUCGUGAGGGUCGUCACUCAUCCGGACUGUCUUCCUGAGGUUAAGGAGGCGUACAUCAACUUCUUGAACCAUUGUUACGUGGACACUGAGGUCGAGAUGAAGGAAAUAUACACAAGUAACCACAUGUGGACACUCUUCGAAAACUUCUUGGUUGACAUGGCAACGGUGUGCAAUGCGACCCAUGACAGACGACACGCAGAUCUGGUAUUGGAGAACUACGUGACCGUCACCAUCAUGAAUAUUGUGACCAUGUUCUUUAGCUCGCCGUUUUCGGAUCAGAGUACAACUGUUCAGACGCGCCAGCCAGUUUUUGUUCGUCUCCUUCAAGGUGCUUUUCGUGUUUCCCACUGCCCCUGGUUGACGGGGCAGCAGAAGUUCCAUGUGGAGGACUGUAUCAAGACACUCUCUAACAUAGCUAAGAAUCGUGGUAUAGCGAUCCCAGUGGACCUGGACAGUCAGGUGAACACGCUGUUCAGUAAGUCGCAGAUGGUCAUGAAGCAUACACGUGCCUGGCUAAGCGCACGGUCUAGUCGGCGAGACUCCAUGAUGGUCAUAUCACGGGACUACAGGAGUAUCAUUGAAGGUUUACAGGAUAUAGUGUCUCUAUUAGAAGAUCAGCUGAAGCCCCUGGUGCAGGCUGAGCUUUCGGUCCUCGUUGAUGUGCUACACAGACCGGAACUUCUCUUCCCUGUGGACACGGAAGCCAGGAGGAAGUGCGAGAGUGGGGGCUUCAUAUCGAGGCUGAUAAAGCAUACGGAGCGCCUCCUGGAGGAGAAGGAGGAGAAACUGUGUAUCAAGGUGCUGCAGACGUUGAAGGAGAUGAUGACGGUGGACAUCGACUAUGGAGAGAAGGUUGACCUUAAAGCAAUGAAUAAGAAAGAACUAGAUGAUCACAGGAGGGGAGAAAGUCUGCGCAAGAGUCUUCUGACUCGCUAUUAUGGUCACACAAACCCACGGACGAGGGACGAUGGUGUGGACAGUCGGCCCAAACCGGUGGCAGAUAAGACACUCAUGCCAAGCGGGCCUGGGUCUGUUAUGGUCAGCAGGGCUAAGAUGACAUUAUCAGAAGUCCAGUGUCAUUUGGACAAAGAAGGUGCUACAGACCUGGUGGUUGAUUUGGUCAUCAAUAACAGCAGUUACCGCAUCUUCCUCGAGACAGUUGAGUUGGGUAUAGCACUGCUUGAAGGUGGUAAUAGCGCGAUACAGAUUUCAUUCCUGAAACGCCUGACGUGCGACAAGAACUCUGAGAAGUUCUUCAAGGUGUUCUAUGAGAGAAUGCGAGAGGCCCAGGUGGAGAUCAAGGCGACUGGAAUGGUCAACACUGGCGAUAGUCUGCCGGUGACCAGGAAGGAGGAACCUGUAGUGAAAGAAGAUGAUGUUAAGAAGAGAGGUCAUGUCAACGAGAAUGUCCUGAAUGGCGAAAUGAGAGAACAACUUGAUGAGGCCGCUGUACACACCAGUAAAGCCUUCGCCCACGCCCGCCGUAACCGCACCCACGACCAUGAGGAGGACUACGCCCGCGUGUCGGCAACUUCGAUCGACGACGUCCUGGCCGAGAAGUCGAAGGAGAAGGACGACAAGAGGAUGACACAGGAGAUUGCGAUGAUGCAGCCGAUUCUCCGUUUCCUGCAGCUGCUUUGUGAGAACCAUAAUAGGGACUUACAGCAAUAUCUCCGCCACCAAAACAAUAAGACCAACUUCAACCUUGUGUGUGAGACGCUACAAUUCCUUGACUGUAUUUGUGGAAGCACGACCGGUGGCCUUGGCUUACUUGGCCUCUACAUCAACGAACAAAACGUCAACUUGAUCAACCAAACGCUAAACAGUCUGACUGAAUACUGCCAGGGACCUUGCCAUGAUAACCAGAAUGCGAUUUCUAGCCACGAGAGUAAUGGCAUCGACAUCAUCACAGCUUUGAUACUUAACGAUAUCAACCCACUGGGAAAGAACAGGAUGGAUCUUGUACUUGAAUUGAAGAAUAAUGCUUCGAAGCUCCUGCUGGCCAUAAUGGAGAGUCGUCAUGACAGUGAGAAUGCUGAGAGGAUCCUUUACAACAUGAGUCCCAAACAAUUGUUGGAUGUGGCCAAGCAGGCAUUCUACCAGGACAGCCUCGGUGACAUGGAGUCCAUAGACCUAGACAGGGAAGACGAUCAUGGGGAUGAAGAGGUCUCUCCUCGGGAAGUCGGCCAUAAUAUCUACAUCCUCUCUCAUCAGCUUGCACAACAUAAUAAAGACCUGGCGUGGUUGUUGAAAGAUCAGGCCACAGAACCAGCGUUGGAAUACUACGCAGGUCAUACUGCACAGAUUGAGAUCGUGAGACAUGACCGUACCAUGGAGCAGAUAGUAUUCCCCAUCCCGGAGAUCUGCUCCUACCUGACCGCCGAGACCAAAAUCAAAGUUUACGUCACGGCAGAGCGUGAUGAUCAGGGGAGCAAGGUGUCCGACUUCUUCGAGCGACACGAUGAUAUGUAUUCGGAGAUGAGAUGGCAAAAAAAAUUGCGAGCCUCACCGGUGCUGUUCUGGUUGAGUAGCCACAUGACUCUGUGGAGCAGUAUUUCCUUCAACCUGGCUGUCCUCAUCAACCUGAUGGUGGCAUUCUUCUAUCCCUUCAGCAGCUCAGCAGGCAAAGAAUCGGAACUUGACCCCCGUCUCUCGGGCCUAGUGUGGACAGCAUUGUUUAUCUCCUUGGCUAUUGUGAUCACCCUGCCGCGGCCGUCAGGCAUCAGGACACUCAUUGCCUCCACAAUACUCCGCUUUAUCUUCUCGUUCGGUCUGGAGGCGACUCUAGUCUUGCUGGGAGUUCUCAAUGUUUUGAACAAAUUCAUCUACACGAUCAGUAUAAUAGGGAACCAGGGCACACUCACCAGAACCUGGUGGCAAAUCAUCACCAACUUUGAAUUGAACUACAACCUCAUUUAUCUAGUCAUGUGUGUCCUUGGACUUGCUGUGCAUGAAUUCUUCUUUAGUCUUCUGCUUCUGGAUGUUGUCUACAGAGAAGAGACCCUCCUGAACGUGAUUCGCUCAGUGACGAAAAAUGGUCGCUCGAUCCUUCUGACCGCACUGCUGGCCGUUAUCCUCAUAUACCUCUUCUCUAUCAUUGCGUUCAUAUUCUUCCAAGAUGACUUUCUCAUGGAGGUCGAUACGAUGGAUAAGGAUGGAGUCAAAGUUGUGGCUACCGUAGUGACCGGCACAGGAGGUGCAGCAGCUGCUGGUUUGGGCUCGAAAUUUGUCCCGCCCCAGACGUGUUCGUCUGAGAAGGACUGCAAGCAGACGCAGGAAGUACCUAAAGUAUUACAGGAUGACAUCAGCGCCAACGAUUUCGGCCUCAAUGACAGCGGUGACCCUUUUGCAGGAUUGCCGCCAGAUACGGGCGUCGCCAAGCCUGACGAGGACGAGAAAGAGCGCCACUGUGAUUCGUUGGUCAUGUGUAUUGUGACGACGUUAAAUGAGGGUCUGCGGAACGGAGGUGGCAUCGGUGACGUGUUGCGGAAACCAAGUAGUUCGGAGCCUUUAUUCGUUGCGCGGGUGUUGUACGACCUUGCCUUCUUCUUCAUUGUGAUUAUCAUUGUGUUAAACCUCAUCUUUGGUGUUAUCAUCGAUACUUUCGCCGAUCUCAGGAGUGAAAAGCAGCAGAAAGAGGAGAUACUCAAAAAUACAUGCUUUAUAUGUGGUUUGGACAGAUCCUCUUUCGACAACAAGUCUGUGUCGUUUGAAGAGCACAUUAAAUCGGAGCACAACAUGUGGCAUUAUCUUUACUUCAUUGUCUUAGUGACUGUGAAAGAUCCCACCGAGUUUACUGGACCCGAGAGCUAUGUUGAUGCUAUGGUUAAGGAUAAAAAUUUGGAUUGGUUCCCACGUAUGCGCGCCAUGUCGCUUGCAGUGGAUGAUAGCGAGGGUGAACAAAACGAGCUACGCAAUCUACAAGCUCAGCUGGAAAGUACGAAUGGCCUUGUACAGACGUUAUCACAACAGCUGUCAGAACUCAAAGACCAGAUGGUGGAACAACGCAAACAGAAACAGCGCAUUGGCUUACUCCAUCCGACAUCCUCAACGAGCCCCAACCUCAACCAGAACCUCAACCAGAACCUCAACAACAACACUGCCCAUCCUCUACAGUUCUAAUCCUCACCUCGCUGUCAAUCACUCAUCCUGGUCUGUCGUAAUUGGUCACACCAGACAGAUUAAAUCCACCCACUUGAAAUCCAACCAAUCAACAGCUAUGUCAAAACCUAUUUUAUCCUGUGUUCUGUGAUUUUGGCUCAGACCAUGUUAUACCUGCUCAAAAUACUCAACUCGGCAACCAGUUUUGACCUGUUCUUGGUUGUAUUUGCUUGGCAAUUUAGAUGUUUGGGAUACAACAUCUUGGGUUCAUCAAUUGGGUAUUUUUUGGUUCAGUUCUGCUUUAACAUGUAAAAGGAAUAUCAUUUGAGGAGGAAGUUUGAAAUGUCCAUCAUACUCAAUGAACGAAAAGUGCAGAUCUAGUGGCCACAGUUAAUCUCCAAAGUGUGCUGUAUACUAAAAAUGUUCUAAUUUUUAAACUCGGGAACGUAAUUGUCAUAAUGUUUUUGUAACUUGAUGCAAUAGGCACACUGAUUCAUCAGAGCCAUCCGAUAUAUUAUUCUAGUGUUUAAGCUAAAGGGCUUCAUUUUCGCAGAGCAACGAAACAUUGCUUUCUUCCUAUCCUGAUCCAGUUCCAGACCAAUUAUGCCUAUUUGCUGUACAGUCUGCAAUCAGGAACACAAAUUGGUAGCAGCAGUGAUCAAAAGUGCAGAAUAGUAGGUUUUCUGCUCAAUAGGGCGGCGCAGAGAUAGUAUUCCUCAUUUCAUUAAUUUGGGAAACUCAAACAUCAGAUAUUGUUAUGCACUUUUUAAUUUUAUCUGACAGAGCAAAGCAACAUUAUUUUGUUUUAUUCAACAUUGUGUAAAAAGAUCAUCUUUGCGCCCCCUAUUGUCCAUGUGAAGUGUUCCUAGGUUGCAGUGAGAUGCUAUUACACACUUUGCCAGCUUCUCUCCGCAUCAGUUCAGUUGAAUUUUACGCCAGUUGUAAAAAGAUGUAUUUUCACUCUAAAUGUGUAAGGUGCAGUCCCACUCUUCGAGGGGAACUUCUCAAAAUGUUUGAAUUCAGAGAAGAGUAGAGAAGGUUCUAUUUACUAUUGUCUUGCAGUGUUGUAAAGGACUAGGUGUCUGUUUUGUCGCUUUCAAAUUUAACUCACGUUGAUUUCAACUUGUCUGUACAUGUCUGAAUCUGUAGCUCUCUCCUCGGGAGUAUUAUGUCCUGUUAUCUAAAGAACCUUGUAGCUUCCCUUCUGGUGUAACCUCCUUAUUAAUAUGGUAAGGCCUGAUUUUGUAUAGUAAUUUGUAUAACUUGGGGAGGGAGUCCAGAUAGCCAUACAACCAUAUAUACGCAAUGAAAGUUGCUAACAUCUUCAUGAUGUAGACGUUUAUUUACCCUAUAUACAUAUUCAACGAUCGAUGACAUACAUGUAUGUCACCAGUCUAUGGUUCUCAUUCAGUCUUGUAUACCGCCCGAUGAGGGUUCAAGCGAACCGAAAUCGAUCGUGGAAUAUGUAUGUAGUGUAAAUAAACGUCUACAUCAUGAAGAUGUUGGCAACUUUCAUUGCGUAUAUAUGGUUGUAUAGUAAUUUGUGUCGUCGUUUCAGGUCCAAAUGCCAUCAAACUUGCCAUGGGUGUUCGUCUUCUUUUGAAUGUCAUUAUCUAUAUCCUGUCAAGCAAGUUUGACCAUAUAUAUGCAUUAAAGGGCAUUAAAAAAUUCAUUGCCUCCCAAUCGAUUUGCAACCUCCUUUACUCAGCUGUUGAAAUGGCCUCUGCACAGUACCAAGCCGAUAGUUUGCUUUGCUUGGAUGAUAGCGCUGAACCCAGGUGUUCCCAUCCUGGUUUAAAUCCUGUGUCGCAUAAGUUAUUUUUGGGCAAUGUAAAAUACUUUGUUGAUCCUUGUGCUUGGGAAUUCUAUACAGAAAGUAGCAUAGUAACUGUUUGUAUAUGUAUAAUUAACUAAUCGCAUGAAUGGCAUUUUCCUGGCCAAUGUAAUAAUAUUUUUGGAUGUCCAACUCUUUAACUGAAUGUAUUUUCAUGUUAACUCUUUCAAUCCCGCACCCAGUAUAUACCGUAUCUGUAUACUACUGGCCAGCAGUUAUCCGUACAGCUUCUGUUGUUCAACCACUGUACCUUUAAGUCUUUUGGGGCCAGUCUUUUGUUGAUUACACCUGUAAAAAGAGAUUACAACACUUCACUUAAACUGUAUGCACUCCUCUACCUUAAGAUUGGGUAAUGCAAGCUAUUUUGCAAUGAAACUUUUCCUAAGCCAAGUUGGGAUCCAGGUGGCCCCCGGUCUGUACCUGGUGGGCCAGGGGUACAGCACUGUUAAAAAACCCUGUGUUAGUAAAAGAGUUAAGCAUCCCAUCUGAACCCAAAUUUGUCCAUUAGCUGUUGAAAAGAGGGUUGAGGGAAAACUAUGGUGUGGGUCCUAAAAAAAGAGGAGUCUGCCAAGAUCCCCGAGACUCCCAACAGUGUAAAAGGAUUGUUGCUGACCAAUUCUGAGGGGGAUUAGGGAUUUUGCAGAAUAAAAGUGGCAAAAGUUGAUGAAAACAAAAUCUUUCUAAUCGGCCUAGCAUCGAUCAUGAGAAGAAUUUGCCCACCAUGUUAGUGAUAUUGUAUAAACUGUUAUGUUAUGUACUUGAUUGUUUUGUGUACGUCAACAUUUUCAAUUAUUUAUGAAAGGAAAUAUAUUCAGACUGUAAA
Messenger RNA from Lineus longissimus, 11350 nucleotides. RefSeq names its product inositol 1,4,5-trisphosphate receptor-like. Gene Ontology annotation, biological process: calcium ion transmembrane transport. Gene Ontology annotation, molecular function: inositol 1,4,5-trisphosphate-gated calcium channel activity; inositol 1,4,5 trisphosphate binding. The record is from RefSeq and is a predicted model, not a curated record. Gene Ontology annotation, cellular component: membrane; endoplasmic reticulum. Lineage: Eukaryota; Metazoa; Nemertea; Pilidiophora; Heteronemertea; Lineidae. The coding region runs from base 162 to 8714 and encodes 2850 amino acids. The transcript has 61 exons.